CCGGGCCCCCGCGGCGCUGCCCAGUCUGGCUCCGGCGCCGCCCGUCGCGGACGCGUCCUUGUCGCUGCUGCCACUACUCCACCCGCUUCUGCUCCUCCGCCUCGCCCGGGCCCCCUGCCCGCAGCCAUGAGCGCUCUCCGCCCGGGUCGAGCCCGCUGCCCUCUAGAUUAGUCUCCGCCGUCGACCCCGGACCCGCCUGCACCAUGGAGUCGCCCGCCUCGAGCCAGCCUGCCGGCAUACCCCAGUCCAAAGGAAAAUCCAAGAAGAAGAAGGAUUUACGGAUCUCCUGCAUGUCCAAGCCACCCGUGCCCAACCCCACCCCGCCCCGGAACCUGGACUCCCGGACCUUCAUCACCAUUGGAGACAGGAACUUUGAGGUAGAGGCUGAUGACCUAGUGACCAUCUCAGAGCUGGGGCGUGGAGCCUAUGGGGUGGUGGAGAAGGUGCGGCAUGCCCAGAGUGGCACCAUCAUGGCUGUUAAGCGGAUCCGGGCCACCGUGAACUCACAGGAGCAGAAGCGUCUGCUCAUGGACUUGGAUGUCAACAUGCGAACAGUCGACUGCUUCUACACCGUCACCUUCUAUGGGGCCCUCUUCAGAGAGGGAGAUGUGUGGAUCUGCAUGGAGCUUAUGGACACAUCCCUGGACAAGUUCUACCGGAAGGUGCUUGAGAAAAACAUGACGAUUCCAGAAGACAUUCUGGGGGAGAUUGCUGUGUCUAUCGUGAGGGCGCUGGAGCACCUGCACAGCAAGCUGUCCGUGAUCCACAGAGAUGUGAAGCCAUCUAAUGUCCUCAUCAACAAGGAGGGCCACGUGAAGAUGUGUGACUUCGGGAUCAGCGGCUACUUGGUGGAUUCUGUGGCCAAGACGAUGGAUGCUGGCUGCAAGCCCUACAUGGCCCCUGAGAGAAUCAACCCGGAGCUGAACCAGAAGGGCUACAAUGUCAAGUCUGACGUCUGGAGCCUUGGCAUCACCAUGAUCGAGAUGGCCAUUCUACGGUUUCCUUAUGAGUCCUGGGGGACCCCGUUCCAGCAGCUGAAGCAGGUGGUGGAGGAGCCGUCCCCCCAGCUCCCAGCUGACCGUUUCUCUUCUGAGUUUGUGGACUUCACUGCACAGUGCCUGAGGAAGAACCCUGCAGAGCGCAUGAGCUACUUGGAGCUGAUGGAGCACCCUUUCUUCACAUUGCACAAAACAAAGAAGACGGACAUCACUGCUUUUGUGAAGGAGAUCCUGGGAGAGGACUCAUAGGGGGCAGGGCUUUGGACCCCACUCUAGCCCUCUAGCACCCCUCUGCUAGGGCAGUGCUUGCCCACACCCAUAAGCUACUGCCACACUGGCCUUGGGCAUUCCAGGAGGAAUCGAAGGGGCUGCUCCCAAGUGCCAAAGAACCAGACUGUCGGGGCCCCCUGCCAGGCCCACUUGGGGCCCACCAAUGCCUCUGUCAUGCUACUCCAAGGACCCCAAGUCUCCAUCCUCGGAGGCCCUGAACUUGGAGGGGCCUGGAUGCCCCUGCCAGAUGCUGCUGCCCCUCACAGAGAAGGCAGCUGGUGCCUGUGCACAGGCCACUGCCUUGGCCCAGCCCUGGAUGCCACCCAAGUUGUAUAUUUUUUUAUCUCUCAACUGAAUGGACUUUGCACACUUUGAUCCAGGGUGGCCACACCUCUGUCCUGGCAUCAGUAGGGGGGACACAGGGAUGAGCCACAUGAAUCCCCCUGAGCCUACUAUGAGGGAGAUGCCAGAGCCGUCCAGGCCUUCAGCCAGGCAAACGGCCUCUAAGGGGCACCAAAGACACCUAGCCUCUGCCUGCCACCUCUAGGGGUGGUGGUUCACUUUUUAAAAAAAAUGUUUCCUCUUCUUUUUUUGGUUUCUUUUGCUUUGUGGGUUUGGCUGGUUUUUCUUGCAUGGUUUGGAGUUGGUAACUUUUCUGCCACCCCCUAGGGGACCAGCAGGCUGAGACCCACCCUCUCUGCUCAGGCUGGGGUCUCAGAGGAUGGGCCCAAGGUGUCUCCUCGGAGAGGUGCUCUUCUUGGGAACCAGCUUGAUAGGGGCUAUGGAUUUGCUUUUGGUGUUGUUUAAAAAAAAAAAAA
Rhinolophus ferrumequinum (greater horseshoe bat) is the source of this 2086-nucleotide messenger RNA. It is a transcript of the gene MAP2K3, whose product is annotated as mitogen-activated protein kinase kinase 3. Bases 204 to 1247 code for a protein of 347 amino acids. Gene Ontology annotation, biological process: MAPK cascade; protein phosphorylation. Gene Ontology annotation, molecular function: ATP binding; MAP kinase kinase activity. Lineage: Eukaryota; Metazoa; Chordata; Mammalia; Chiroptera; Rhinolophidae. The transcript has 12 exons. The record is from RefSeq and is a predicted model, not a curated record.